Molecule: messenger RNA, 2140 nt
Organism: Macadamia integrifolia
Lineage: Eukaryota; Viridiplantae; Streptophyta; Magnoliopsida; Proteales; Proteaceae
Product: AMSH-like ubiquitin thioesterase 1
Exons: 14
Coding region: 104-1666 (520 amino acids)
Biological process (GO): protein K63-linked deubiquitination; protein K48-linked deubiquitination
Cellular component (GO): endosome; membrane
Molecular function (GO): K63-linked deubiquitinase activity; protein binding; metal-dependent deubiquitinase activity
Source: RefSeq, a predicted model, not a curated record
UUCUCUCCAUCUUUCUCAAAAUCUCAAUUCCGCCAUUAACGAAGUUCCCCAAAGUUCGGCCCCUCCCCUUCGAAAUUAGGCUUGGAAAUUUCCGAUAGGGGAGAUGAGGUCUUCCUCAGGAGCAGGGGGGUUCAACAUCAAUCUCAGAACUCAGAAACUUGAAGUCGAUAAUCGUAUAUCUCUACGUUAUUACUAUCGGAUCGCUGAUAAUCUCCUUAAACAGGGUGACAUCUUUCGAGAAGAAAAGAACAUUAUAGAUCUGUAUGUUAUGCUUAUGAGGUUUUCAAGUUUGAUAACUGAAACUAUACCACUUCAUCGAGAUUUCAAGGCAUCUCUACAAAGAGAAAAACUUUCUUUCAAGAAGAAACUAUUGAAUGCACUGACUGAGUUGGAGAAAUUGAAGCCAGCAGUAAAUCAGAAGAUCGAAGAACUAAACAGAAAACAGACGAGUCAAGUAGAGAGCUGGGGCCAUAACCACCAAAAUGGUUCUUUUGAUUCUUCACUGGAGUGGCCUGCUGUCAAAAAGAAAACUCAAGCUAAUUAUGAGAUCAGAAAGAUGCCACAAUCUAUUGCACGGGAAGUUACCCAUCAAAGUUCAAGGACUUACCAAUUCUCUAAUUCAAGACCAGUGGAAGGGCAGUUUCGCUCAUUAUCUCUAAAUAUCCCACGUCCAAAGGAGGAAACACUAUCAAGGCAUUCUAUUCUGGGCCCAAAUGGGCUUCGUGGGCAGUGGCAACCACCUAGUACUAAGCAAUUGGUUCAAUAUCCCAGCAAUUUAGACUUUACUCCAAUUGCGAUCCCAAUAGAUUUAACUCCGAUUGAGAUUCCAAGCCUGGAGCAGCCUGUGAAAGAUGAACUUACGACCCAAAAAGACAGUAAUUCAUUAAUUGAAACUUUGGAAGCAGUCCUUUGUGAUGACCACCAAUCAGUUCAGGAUGUGGAACCUCCUUCCUUGAUUUCCUUGGACGUGGUAGAAACUCCUGUUCAUACUGACAUUGUCAGACAACCUUCUCCUCCACCUGUUCUUGCGGAUGUACAAGAUUUGAUGCCCACUACAUCUCCUCAAAUUGUUGAGUCUGGUUGUGCAAUAGAUAAUUCCUUUCAAGAUGAACUGGCUCGCACCAAAUCACCACUGCAGUUGCACAUUUCAACAACAAUGAUGGAAAACUUCAUGAGGCUGGCCAAGUCCAACACUCAAAGGAACUUGGAAACCUGCGGUGUUCUUGCAGGUUCACUUAAGAAUAGAAAAUUUUAUAUUACCGCGCUCAUCAUCCCGAAGCAGGAGUCAACAUCAGAUUCGUGUCAGACUACAAAUGAAGAGGAGAUAUUUGAUGUCCAAGAUAAGCAGUCCUUGUUCCCCCUGGGGUGGAUUCAUACACAUCCUUCACAAUCUUGUUUCAUGUCGUCAAUUGAUCUUCAUACUCACUACUCAUAUCAGAUCAUGUUGCCUGAAGCAAUUGCAAUUGUCAUGGCUCCCAAAGAUGGUUCAAGAACCCAUGGCAUUUUCCGUUUAACCACACCAGGUGGUAUGUCAGUUAUUAGACAGUGUCAGCAGCGUGGCUUCCAUCCACAUGAACAACCUUCAGAUGGUAGACCCAUUUAUGAGCAUUGUACAGAUGUCUAUAUGAAUCCCAAUCUAAAGUUCGAUGUCAUUGAUCUCAGAUGAUCUCAUGGUGAAUGAAAAUUAGGGGUAUUGCUUCACCCUCCAUUUUAUUCACUAUCUAUGUGUGUAUGAUUAUCAUGAUAUUUUAUGUUAGUUAUUCAUCACCCCAACACCCCCAAAGAGAUGGUGAACUAGAGAAAAGGGAAGUUUGCCAAUUGGUGGCAUACCUUGUUGCUUGCAGACGUUUCUGAUGACUGGAACUACAUAAUAUCAAGCCAGCUUCUAGAAAGCAUUGGUGACAAGUCAAUUCUUGACAACCUUUUUUUUUUUCACUUUCUUUUUUUUUGGCAUUGUGAGUCAUGUGCAAUGUACAGUAUUCAUGCUAUAUUGACAUUGUCAUUACUCAUCUGUAUAGGGUUGAAAUGUAGUUGAAAUCUAUUACAAGUGAUAUUUCGUAUAAACUUAUAACCCCCAAUCCCCAUCAGAUGGUUUUCCUAUCAAUCUCAAAUAUAUUGGUGGUAAAUUGUUGUUGAGAAA